CCUCUGCAUUUGACUGUUCUGUAGCAGCAGCAGCAGCAGCGCGUAAAUGAACUUAUAGGAUUCAGGUUAGCAUUCACUCUUCUCUCUGUUUAGUUCUACUCCCUGACAGAGGUUUUAAACCGGGACAGGUUCCCUCCCCCAGGUUCCUCCCAAGACUCUGUGCAAUGUGAAGCCUGACUGAGUGGGUUACGCACAACAACAUGGCUACCUUAGCAACGAGGAUGUGUGAGGACUCCGCUGUACAGAAUGAAAGCCAUUUCAGCCAUGUUGGUGGGGAGAGAAACUGGAAGAUAAAGGCUGAUCAAGCAAAAAAAGCAGAGUAUUUUCGUGAAUUAGAGAAGAUCAAAGGCCAAAUUGCAAAUUUAGAAAAAGACAAAAAUGGGAAUCUGUACAGUAAGAAGAAUGAUUUUCGGGCAGAGUACAGCGUCCUUGAAGAAUAUGAGGAAAAACUGGCUUGCAGCAGGAGAGCAGAAAAACUUAAGGCAAAACAGCAGCUUUCAAAAAUCCAUAACCAUGUAAAAAGACUGCAGCGCCAGCUGAUAGAUGUGAAACCAACUCCAGAAUUUGUUGAGAAGCUUAGAGUAAUGAUGGAAGAAGUAGACAAUGCUAUCUGUACAUUUAAAGAAGAACAGCGAAUAAUCUAUGAAGAACUUAUGAAAGAGGAGAAAACUACUAGCAAUGAGCUAAAUGUACUGGAAAAAAAAAUAGAGGGAUCGUUAAAUACAGCACCAGAAAAGACCUUCAGAGCACCAUGUGGCAAAACACCAGCAGAGAAAAUGACCUCAUGUCAGCUACCAGAAGAAGUGGUGGUAUUUGAAAGGUUCCUGCAGCAGACAGGAGGGCGUCUAGGAGGGUGGGAUGACUUUGACCACCAGAGCUUUCUAAAGGUGUGGACAAAGCACAAGGGCAAAGCUACUUAUCUAGAGGAAGCCUUGGCUUAUUUGCCUAGCAGAACAAGAGAGGAUGUUCAGCAACAUGAGGCCUGGUAUCAGGAGUUUCUCUUUUUAGAGGAGAAAAAGAAAGAGGCUAUUCAGGAAUGGAAGGCCAAAAAACAACUGGAAAAGGGGGAGAUAGUGAAGCUUCAAAUAAAAGCAAAGGAGAUUCAGCAGUUUAAUCGGCAGAAACAAGAAGAAUCCCAAAAACAAAAAACAGAGGAAGAGAAACGCAGGAAGCAACAGGAGUUGGAGGCUUGGAAGAGACAGAAGGAGAUAGAUGCAGCUGCACAAAUUCAAGCCAAAAUAAAAGAGGAAGAGGAGCAGCUGAAGAAACAGAGAAAGGAGCGCCAGCGCCAGCUUGAAGUCAAGCUUUUAGUGGAAGAGCACAUCCGAAUUAGGAAGGAGAAGGAGGAUUUUUUGUUGCUAGAAAAACAGAUGCAAGAGGAAAUGGAGCAAGAAGAGAGAAGGAAAAUGGCAGUAUUUGAGAUAUGUAGAUUCCAAGAUAGGGACCUGAGAAAACUUGAGGAAAAAGCUCAAGAGAGGAGAGCGAAGGAAAAAUCUGAAGACGAAAAGGAGAGAAGGCUUGCAAAGUUAAAAGAAAAGGUCCAAGUUCAUGUUGAUCGAGAUCCUUCCAGGCUGUGUAAACUCACUAAAGGAUGGGAGGAGCGUUGCAAAGAGACCGGGCCAAGUGGAUCGGCACCAUUACAACACAUUCCUCACCGGGCUGUUCCAACCUGGAGACAAGGUUUAUAGGUGGGAUUUAAAUGGAGAAGCUUUUACGAUCCUUUCUUAAGUAGACACUUGAAGCUUGUGGCAUUUGAAGACUUGACUUUAAUUAAGAAUCAAUCUGAAUUUUUUUUUUAUUGAUAUAUGCAGGUAUUUAUAUAUUAUACUGUGUACUAAUAUAUGAACAGUUUUUAAUUUCCAUGUUAAACAAACAAAAGUGAUAAGUACAUUAAUUUUGCACAGUUGCAAAUCAUCAGGUAUGGGAUCCCUUAUCCAGAAAGCUAUGAAUUAUGGGAAGUCCAUCUCCCAUAGUACGUUGUACUUUAUGGUAACUAAGCUGCAUGAAUCCAUAUUGGUGGCAAAACAAUCCUAUUAGGUCUAUUUAACAUUAACAUUUACAUGGUUUUUUUUUUAGCAUCUUAAGGUAUGGUGAUCCAAAUUACAGAAAGAUCCCUUAUAGGAAAAAUGUAUAACAAGCUGAAUUCACAAAAAUAAACAGAAUAUUAAUUGCCUUCCAAAAUAAUUCUGUUCAUUGUGUGAUUGUAAGAUUGCUUUGGUUUAAAUUUGUUUAAAUUAUUUGUGCAUAAAGCAAAAUGGGCUUAUCGAUGUCUGCAGUCAUGCAAGCAGAUAAUCCUGUAGAUUUGCUAUGCCUGGGUCCCCAUGUUCUUUGUUUAUGAAUCAGAAAGCUGCUAAAAUUCCAAACUGCAAAGCUGCUGAAUAAAAAACUAAAUAGUUUAAAAACCAAAAAAAAGGCCAGUUUCAGAAUAUCUCUGCAUUAUAAUAAUUCAAUAAAUAAAUUAAAACGUCAGCUACCUGUUAAAACAAAGAAAAGAAACUGAAAUUUGCAGUUUGCAUCAGUAUUGCAUCCUUACUCUACAAUAUUUUGUAGAGCCACUUCUUGUAACAAUAACAGUUUUAUGGUUUUUGAGGUCUGUACCACGGUUUUUUUUACGAAUCUCAUCUGACCACAAAACUUCUUUUCACAUCAGUCCUAAAUCAUUUUCAUUUGUUUUGGCAAACUUAUAGGAAUUGCUUCUUUUAUGCCACCCUCCUAUACAAGCCAUUUUUAUACCAAACUCUUUACACCUAUAAGAAAGUAGGCACUACAAAUGGUCAUUUAUAGAAAGGUGCGCAGACACUGAGGGUAGAUUUAUUAAACUUCAAAAAAAACUUUCCUGAUUUUUCUUGCCAAAAUAUGUGUGUCAGAAAUUUCAUGAAAUUUGUAUUGUUGGUCAUUUAUCAUUUGUCAUGACGUUCUUCAAGUGUGAAAGCCCCAAAUAUAAAAUUUGGAAUUCUUGGGAAAAUGUGGAGUAAUAAAACGAUCUUUAAUUAAACAAA
This is a messenger RNA of Xenopus tropicalis (tropical clawed frog), 2999 nucleotides long. RefSeq names its product coiled-coil domain containing 112 (gene ccdc112). The transcript is spliced from 10 exons. NCBI's taxonomy places the organism in Eukaryota, Metazoa, Chordata, Amphibia, Anura, Pipidae. The record is from RefSeq and is a predicted model, not a curated record. The coding region runs from base 201 to 1688 and encodes 495 amino acids.